AUGUUGCUCUCCCAUAUCACCCGCAAUCUAGUGGUCACGCCGAGGUAUCCAAUAGAGAUCAAGGCAAUCCCUGAGAAGAGUGUAAAUAGGAAUAGAAAGGAUUGGUCCAAUAAGCUAGAUGAUGCUCUUUGGGCUUAUCGGACCGCUUUUAAGACACCAACAGGCACCACUACCUAUAGACUUGUCUAUGGCAAAGCUUGUCAUUUUCCCUUUGAGCUUGAGCAUCGUACUCAAUGGGCCAUUAAGAUGAUAAACUUUGACUUGGCAAGUGCGGGAGAGCAAAGAAUGCAUGAAUUGCAUGAGCUUGAGGAGCUCAGAAUGGAUGCCUAUGAUUGUGCUAGUGUCUAUGAUGUCAAAUCCAAGGAGUACCAUAAUCAAAGGAUUACCAAGAAAGAAUUUUGA
Messenger RNA from Beta vulgaris subsp. vulgaris (sugar beet), 402 nucleotides. RefSeq lists its product as uncharacterized. Gene Ontology annotation, molecular function: nucleic acid binding. The transcript has a single exon. The record is from RefSeq and is a predicted model, not a curated record. The coding region runs from base 1 to 402 and encodes 133 amino acids. Lineage: Eukaryota; Viridiplantae; Streptophyta; Magnoliopsida; Caryophyllales; Amaranthaceae.